UCGCAUUACCAGGAUCACAAACGUCCGCGUGAGACCAAACAGAUACCUAAGCUGUCAGACACCAGAGGGGGAAGAUGGGGUUGAAGCCGCUUGUUGUUACUGUGUUGUUAACCUUAGCGGUUGCUUACUACAUUUACAUGCCGCUGCCUGAUGCUAUCGAGGAGCCCUGGAAGUUGAUGGUGGUUGAUGCUGGGUUUCGUUCAGUCAUGCAACUGGCCUCUUUGAAAUCCUGGCUGGGCCUUGAUCAUUACAUCAUGUCAGUCAGACAGUCAGUAGAGGGCUACGAGAGUACAAUGAGGUGGCUCCUGAGCUCUGAGCAAGGUGGAGGGGUCAUGCCAGGAAUGAAAGUUAGCGACAUCACUUUUGCUGGAACCCCAGUGAGAGUUUAUGAGCCUCCGGCUGGAGGGGAAGGCCAUUUGAGGAGAGGGUUGAUGUUUUUCCAUGGAGGUGGCUGGGCCUUUGGCAGUGGCAAGGUAGGGACAUACAAUGCCAUUAACCUUAUGGUUUCAGACGAACUCAACACUGUUGUGGUCUCUGUGGAGUAUCGUUUGUAUCCAGAGGUACACUUUCCAGUCCCUUAUUUAGACUGUCUCGCUGCUGCCAAACACUUCUUAUCACCAGAGGUUUUGGCCAAAUAUGCAAUCGACCCGGAACGUGUGGCUGUGUCAGGUGACAGCGCUGGAGGAAAUCUGGCUGCUGCAGUCGCUCAGGAGAUUUCCACUGAUGACAGUCUGACUGUGAAAUUCAGCGUCCAGGCUUUGAUCUACCCAGUGCUUCAGGCUCUGGAUUUCAACACGCCCUCCUACUUGCAGAACCAGUACAUGCCCAUCCUCACACGAAAAGUUAUGAUCCACUUCUGGCUGCAGUACCUUGGCGCUGACCUUUCCCUGAAGCCCCAGCUCUUAGCAAACAAUCACAGUGCCUUACAACAUUCAGCUUACACCCCAGAGCUGAGGUCACGGUUGGACUGGAGCGCCCUGCUCCCUCAGAAGUUCAAGAAGAACCACAAACCUUUCGUCGUGGAGAAGGGACUGCAUGAGGUCCUGAAGAAGGUGCCAGGGUUUCUGGAUGUACGAGCAGCACCUCUCUUGGCUGGACCAGAGGUGCUGACUAAGUGCCCGCGUGCAUAUAUCCUAACGUGUGAGCAUGACGUGCUGAGGGAUGAUGGGUUGAUGUAUGCUCGGCGCUUACAGGACGCAGGAGUCUCAGUCACCACCGACCACUAUGAGGGUGGCUUCCACGGAUGUUUCAGCUUUAUAGCCUGGCCAAUGGACUUUGAUAUUGGGAAGAAGGCAGUCAGGUCUUACAUCAGCUGGCUGCAGAACAACUUGUAAAAGCAUUCAUGAGUUUUUGCAUGCUUGCACUGGCCCUCACUUUAUGAGCAACCGACUUGAUAAAAGGGCUUGUUGUAAAUGGACCUGUUGUCCAAAACUAUGUAACAUCUAAGCUCAGGACCUUCACGUGCCUGCAUGUCCACUCUCAGUACAUGUCAAGUUUUUAUACUGAAAGCAUCAGUGCAGCUAAAACUGUGAUCACCUAAAACACUUUUUCAGCUACUGGCUUCACACUUAUGGAUGAAUUAUGCAGCUGUUUUCACUGGGAGGCAUCAAACUUGUGCAUUCACUAAAAUCUACACAACACUUAACUGUUGGUUAAAUGAUCCAUAACUUUGAUUCAACAAUUAUGUCCUGUGGUUUAAGAUUACUUCACCUAC
Messenger RNA from Melanotaenia boesemani (Boeseman's rainbowfish), 1714 nucleotides. RefSeq names its product neutral cholesterol ester hydrolase 1-like. The coding region runs from base 75 to 1334 and encodes 419 amino acids. NCBI's taxonomy places the organism in Eukaryota, Metazoa, Chordata, Actinopteri, Atheriniformes, Melanotaeniidae. Gene Ontology annotation, molecular function: carboxylic ester hydrolase activity. The record is from RefSeq and is a predicted model, not a curated record. The transcript has 5 exons. Gene Ontology annotation, cellular component: membrane.